Messenger RNA from Hydractinia symbiolongicarpus, 1481 nucleotides. Its product is annotated as glycine receptor subunit alpha-2-like. Gene Ontology annotation, molecular function: chloride channel activity; neurotransmitter receptor activity; extracellular ligand-gated monoatomic ion channel activity. Gene Ontology annotation, cellular component: synapse; membrane; neuron projection. The transcript has 8 exons. The coding region runs from base 130 to 1332 and encodes 400 amino acids. Gene Ontology annotation, biological process: signal transduction; chemical synaptic transmission; chloride transmembrane transport. NCBI's taxonomy places the organism in Eukaryota, Metazoa, Cnidaria, Hydrozoa, Anthoathecata, Hydractiniidae. The record is from RefSeq and is a predicted model, not a curated record.
UCUCUCUAUUUUAUCUCACGGCUCCAAGAUUAUAAAAGCAUAAAAUAUUGCUGAAUAGCUUGGUUCUUCACCGCCGUGCUUAAUUGUAGCUACUUACUCGUCUACGUUAAAUUCAUCAAAGCCAAACAAAUGCAUUUAUUGUUAACUGCGAUAUGUUUUUCCUUUGGUUUGAUCCAACAUUCAGUAGCCCAGAACUUUCACGUAAUCGAUACGAAGAUAGCAGCUGGAACAUAUGACAAAAGAAUUCGUCCCAGACUUCACGAGGACACAGUUCGCGUUACAACACAAAUUUACCUAUUGUAUCUUGGUCCAGUGAACGAAAAAACUUUUACGUACGAGAUGGGAUAUUAUCAUCGUUCAUGGUGGAAUGAUCCUAGAUUAGAAUUUAACACCUCAAUUGGAAGCAUCACUUACACAAAACCACCAGCUGAUUUCAUCUGGAUUCCUGAUGGUGCUGUAACUAACGCGAAGAAGAUUGAACGCUUCGACACUUCUGUGCGUACCGUAAUAAGUCCCAAUGGAGAUGUUUAUGUUUCCCAAAGGAUGAAAGCAAUUUGUUCAUGCCCAAUGGAUCUUAAAGAAUUCCCCAUGGAUACGCAAAAAUGUCCUUUCAGGAUGGAAAGCUUCAGUUACAAGUCAAAAGAUAUGGAACUUUUAUGGCAUGAAACUCCAAUUAUCAAAGAAAACGCUGAUCUUGAAGGAUAUGUGCUUGAAAAUAUCGAAUUUACAAGUUCUUUGAAAAGUUACUUUAUAAAUAAUGUUACAGAGAAUUACAACAAUUUACUGCUAACAUUUGUCGUGCACAGAACGUUCGCGUUUUAUUUUUAUCGUAUGUACGCUCCCACUGUUGUGCUGAUGGUGUUCAACUUUGGUUCCUUCUGGAUCCCACCAUCUGCUGUUCCAGCUCGUGUAGCACUCAUUGUCACUACUUUAUUGAUCAAUGUUGUCAUACUGCAAAGUGUUACGGAGCAGAUUGUGAAAGUUGAAUAUGUAACAGCUAUGCAGUUGUUUUUGUUGAUCAACAUUUUGUUUGUGUUGCUUGCUGUUGUGGAGUAUUUAGUUGUACUGGCUUUAGAGAUAAGAAAAACUCAAACUCAGCAAAAAUCAACAGAGGAGGAGAGCAAAAAAUCAGGCAUUGUAAACAAAACAUUCAAGCCAAAUGUCGAAAACGGAAACACAAUAAAUGUACAACCAAUCCAAGAAAAAAAAAUUCCGAAAAAUUUGGAAUCAGGACGCUUCAAUGCACAAAAUAUUGAUCGUUGGUCUCGAUUAAUCCAUCCACUGCUUUACUGCGUAUUUUGUGCAGUAUAUUUUGGCUAUUACAAAAGAUAAACAAGACAAUUUGAGUAUUACGAGGGCUGAGGUUCCCAGAAUAAAAACAAUGACUUUUUAUUUGUCGCAAGCCAAUUUUAUACCUGUAGUUAAUUAAUAGUGUUUCAUUUUCUGUCACCGUUAUUGGUAUGAAUAUUUUUUACUGGAAA